CAAGGCUCGCACCUGCCGUUGCCAAGGCAACCCGCGCCGCCGCCGCUUCUCCUCGGACUGAGCCAGGCCGGGCCGAGAAGGCCCCGCUGAAGAAGAGGGGCCACCAUGAGCGGCGGGGGCGGCCGGGGCGACACCGAGAGCAGCAGCUCGACCGCUUCGGUUCUGGCCGAGCUGGACUGGGACGAUGGGUUCGCCAUCCCUGUGGCCAAUGCCGAAAACAAGGCUCUGGAGGAAGAGCUUCAAAAGAUCCAGAAAGAGAAGGCAAACUUGCAAAAUCAGUUGACUGAUUAUGAAGAUCGUAUUGCAGCAAUGACAUCACAUUUGAAGAAUGUGAGGCAGGAGUUUAAUUUGACACAGUCUCUUCUUAGAGCCAGACAAAAUGAAAUUGAAACGGAACAGCAUUUUAAAGCCCUCGCCGAGAGAGAAGUGGGGCGCCUGAAAAGUGAGAUUCAAAGGCUGGAGAAUGAGAUGGUUUCAUUAAGAGAGAAGAAAAAUAGUCAAGAAAAUAAUAUUUUCAAAGUGACUCAGAAGCUGGAAGCUUUAAGAUGCCAAAUGAACUGGGACCAACAAGCUUUGGAGGCUUGGUUAGAAGAGUCGGCUCGUAAAGAUAAUGAUGCAGUCACAAUCCAGAAAUAUGCACAGCAGGAUGAUAAUAAAUUACGAGCGUUGACUCUUCAGAUAGAAAUGCUGACUGUGCAGUGUAAUAACAGGCGCAGAAUUCUUGAUAAUGAGCUGACAGAAACUUUAGCUGCUCAGAUAGAAUUAGAUAAGACAGCUGAAGAUUUCCGGAGAGUUCAUCAUGAAAGACAAGAACUUAUCAGACAAUGGGAAAACACCAUAGAACAAAUGAAGAAAAGGGAUCAAGAAAUAGAUAACUGUGCCUUGCUUUUAGCACAAGCAAGACGGGCAACCUGUGCAAAGGAGAGCGUGCUCAAAGACAAGAUUCAGUUUUUGGCUAAUGAGAGUGGCAAUAAUGCAGAAUACGAGAAGAGAAUAGCCAUAGCUGACCGACAAGCUGCCAAACUCAGAUUAGACUAUCAGAAAGAGGAAGCUAAUCGAAAUCAGUUCCAGGAUGAGCUGGAUACGUUGAAAGCUAUGGUGGAUGGAACGGCUUCUGAACUAGAAUCUAUGAGAACCAGUGUUUCUAACCUUAAGAAGGAAAUCCAGGAAAAAACAUUAAGGCUAAACUUAAUUAGGGACCAGAAUGAGAGUCUUACAAAUAAACUGAAAUAUGUGACAAACCGUGCAUUGAGUUUUGAAGAAAAAGCAAGCAGGAUGGAAGAACUUCUGAAGGAAAAAGAGAAAAAUGUCAAGGAGAAAGAUACGGAGGCAAUACAACUGAGAGACAUUCAUUUCAAGAAAACAAAAGAAUUAAAAGAACUCAAGGAUAAAGAGAAGUGUGUCACAGCUGAAAUUGAUGGACGCCGAGGACAAAUGAAAAACUUAUACAGCCGACUACACCGAAUGGAUGCAGAGACACUUAAGCAGCAAGAACUCAUAUAUAACCAGGAUUUUUAUAUACAGCAAGUGGAGAGAAGGUUGUCACGCUUGCAGGGAGAGCUUAACACAGAUGAGAGACAAGUUUUAGAAGCGAAAAUUGCUGAACUUAUAAAGAUAGCAGAUGAAAAGAGACAGGCAUACGAUACUUUGCAAACACAGCAGAAGAAACUUCAGAGUGACAUCCAUUUUAUCAAAUUGGCUAUGAAUAAAACAGGAGAAGAAAUGGCUAGUUUGAGUACUAGAGUAGAUGAGCUAAACCUUUUCACUGACAAAUCAGAGAAGUUAUUGAAAAAAGCCAGAGCAGAUAAGCAGGAUUUAAUGAUUGAAGACAAUCUCCUGAAGCUGGAACUGAAACGUGUAAGAGAUACGCUGUACAGUAAGGCAGAGAAAGUCCUUUCACUCGAAAAACAGAAGCAACAAUUAAAAGCAGCAAUGGAGGAGAGAAUGGCAGAUAUCAAAGUUCACAAGGCAAUGAUUGAGACACAGAUAAGAAUAAUAGAGCAAGAGCGUCAGACUUUAAGUGCUGAGUUCCAUGAGCGACUGAGUAAAAUUGAGAAACUGAAGAGCAGAUACGAAAUUAUUACCAUCGUCAUGAUGCCCCCAGAAGGAGAGGAAGAGAAAACUCAAACUUACUAUGUCAUCAAGACUGCCCAGGAAAAGGAGGAUCUUCAGCGUGAAGGGGAUACUUUGGAUGCCAAGAUCCAGCUAGCAGAGAAAGAAUGUGUUGCUCUUGAGAAUACUCUGCAUAUAGUUAAUAGCUGCAACAGCAACUAUCGAGACUCCUUCAGAAAGGUCACAGAGAAAAGUGAAGAACAUGAAGAGAAAUUGAAACUGGAAGAAGAGAAAAGAGCUGCUGAUGAGAAAUACAGAUACAAGAGAAGACAAAUCAAGGAGCUCCAGGGAGACAUCCAGUCUAUGCAGAGUAAUCUUGAUAUGCUUUUGAAAGACGAGGCUCUUUACAAAGAAAAAAUAGCAGAGAAAAAAGCAAUUGUCACACGGCUAUCCAAAGAAGUCGAUGAGCAGAAGCCAAAACUUGAAAGAGUCACAAAGCAGGUUGCCCGACUAACCAGAGAAAUCCGAGCACUGAAGAAUACUCAGUCAGAAACACAAGAAGAACAAGAUAUUGACCUUCGUGCACUGAAAGACUUCAGCAGAUCUGUAGAUAAAAUGCUACUCGAUAUUUCAGAAGCAAAUCCAGAUUUGAACACAGCCUUUCAGAGAUACUUUGAACAGGCUUCCAUACAGCUUCCUUCUGCUUCAUGUUCUCGGCUUAGUUUGCGAUCAUCUACCCACAGCUCAUCAUCUUCCAGCGUGUCGCCUAAGAGUUCAGCAUCAUCAGCCAAUCAACCACGGCUUAAAGUUGUGUCUCUGACUUUGAGUCCCAGUUCUGAACCUGUGGAUCUUGCUUUAUCACGUCCUCCAAGCCAAAGUAGUGCCUCUGCAUCUUCACAUACCAGAAGCCCCAAGUAGCACUGCAGAGAAUGUAUCAGAUUUUAGUCCUCACUUAGUAACAGUUAUUCAGUAAACUGCAGUACCUGUAUUUUCUCUGUAGCAAGUAGCUUGAAGUUCUUUAACUUAGGUGAUGUUGAACAUGUUCUGU
Pogona vitticeps (central bearded dragon) is the source of this 3100-nucleotide messenger RNA. RefSeq names its product coiled-coil domain 39 molecular ruler complex subunit (gene CCDC39). Gene Ontology annotation, biological process: inner dynein arm assembly; cilium-dependent cell motility; epithelial cilium movement involved in determination of left/right asymmetry. Gene Ontology annotation, cellular component: axoneme. Lineage: Eukaryota; Metazoa; Chordata; Lepidosauria; Squamata; Agamidae. The record is from RefSeq and is a predicted model, not a curated record.